AUGGUUACUCCAAAAAUGGCAAGUCGACGACCAACGAAAAGAAUCUUGAAGCCGGUUAUAGAGAAGAAACGGAGAGACCGGAUCAACCAGCGUUUAGACGAGCUUCGGACGCUUCUGCUGGAUAACACUCUAGACACGCGACUUCAAAACCCUAAACUGGAGAAGGCUGAAAUCCUGGAGUUAACCGUUGAAUACAUUCGGACAAAAGCCACGGUUGCGAGAGAUAGGCCUAGUGAAGGCAUCUCUAAGAAAGACUCAGAACACCUUGACGCUAACGCUCCGACUCUGCUCUCGAGGAGACCCAACAUACCCUUUGCUUCGGUCCCCGAGCCCAUCAGUGUCCAGCAGAUGCCCUCCAAUCCUAUCUACAAAGCGGGUUUUAAGGAGUGCAUCUCCCGUCUGGCCAGCUUUAUCGACUGCGUGGAGCCUUCCCAGCGAGACAGCUUCGUUCAAGGCCUGUGCCACCACCUCGACUCAUACAGCAGUACUCUUUCCCAGUGUAGAGUUUCCGGCCAAGCCGCCCACCAUCCCUGGAUCCCAAAUUCAGAGUUGACGUGCAGGACAGACGUCCACGCCAUAGGACCCAUGAGAACCAGCACAGAGCCUUUUUCCUACACCAACAGUUUGUAUCCUCAGUCUUUUAUGCUUCAUCCAACAGGACAGGCCAUGACGCAUCCCUACCUCUCCCCUCCAUACACCCUCUCUCCUCCACCUUCUCCUUGUUACACGAGUAGCUCUCCUCCUUUCUCUAGCUCUCCCACGUAUCUCUCUGUCCCCUGCCAUUUCCCUUUCCCUCCCACCAUCUCUCCGCUCUCCAGUGACUCUUCAUCUUCGUCGUCAUCCUCUCUCGGUCUCUCUGCCCCCGCUCUGCCUGUGUCCUCAGGACCUCAUGUUCAGGUCUCGGUGGGCUCCCCCACUCCAGUUCGACCCACUGGCUCGUCUCCCUCCUGCCAAGCCCGGACUCUGAGAAGAGCUCUGUUUCAGAACCAGCCACAGUCUGUGUGGAGGCCCUGGUGA
Puntigrus tetrazona (Sumatra barb) is the source of this 1017-nucleotide messenger RNA. RefSeq names its product hairy-related 1 (gene her1). The coding region runs from base 1 to 1017 and encodes 338 amino acids. Gene Ontology annotation, cellular component: nucleus. The record is from RefSeq and is a predicted model, not a curated record. Gene Ontology annotation, biological process: regulation of neurogenesis; anterior/posterior pattern specification; regulation of transcription by RNA polymerase II. The transcript is spliced from 4 exons. Gene Ontology annotation, molecular function: protein dimerization activity; RNA polymerase II cis-regulatory region sequence-specific DNA binding; DNA-binding transcription factor activity, RNA polymerase II-specific. NCBI's taxonomy places the organism in Eukaryota, Metazoa, Chordata, Actinopteri, Cypriniformes, Cyprinidae.